Tripterygium wilfordii is the source of this 784-nucleotide messenger RNA. RefSeq lists its product as uncharacterized. NCBI's taxonomy places the organism in Eukaryota, Viridiplantae, Streptophyta, Magnoliopsida, Celastrales, Celastraceae. The record is from RefSeq and is a predicted model, not a curated record. Bases 40 to 612 code for a protein of 190 amino acids. The transcript has a single exon.
CCAAUAUGCGAGCGGCUACAGCUGCCUGCUUCAAGAAAAAUGAGUACAGAGGAAGAAAUCAAAGAAAUCGAAGAAACAAACACCGACCCGAAUAUGAGCGGGUCUCCAUCGAACCCGAGCCCUAAGGCCAGGUCCGUGAGGACAAAAGUGCCGGAGGUGGAGAUCCACCUGUACCGGCAGGGCAAGGGUCCAAUCGACGUCUUCAAGUCGAGCUUGGGAGGCUGGGACCAGAACCAGCUGGAGGUACGAGACAUCCUCGAAAAGUACGGAUUCAAGUCGGUAUAUGCUUUCUCUCCUGGUUCGGGUCGCAGCGUCCCAAUCAGAUUUCACUCCAAGAAUGGCAGGUCUAUACUCGGCUACAAGGAUGGAUCCGUCAUUCAUGUUGAUGGAGAACCUAAAGAUUCGUUGAUCAAACCUGUGACCAAGAUCGUGGUUGGGGUAGCGGUAAUUACUCUUUUGAUAACAUUGGUAUCGAAGGAAACUCCGGCGUGGAUGGAGAAAUUGAACGUGUUUGGGGGCAGCUUCCCUCCUUGGAUCCUUGCUUGCAUGGUUAUUGUUUUCACUCGCAUGAGGAAGAGAACUAGGGAUUUCUUGAAGAAGUACGGUUGGUGAAUCAAUUCAACAGUUGCUUAAGUUUUGAUUACUUUGUGUACUGUUUUUUUCCUUGUCUACAGUAUGGUUUUGUUGUUUGAUGGUAAUAGAUAACCCUUGUCAAGAAGGUUUUCCUAUUUCAAUCAAUAUGUUAUCUUUUGAUUACUGAAAUUCUCUGGAGUGUUGUGCCUUU